AAAGAAACAAAAACUCAUCAUGGUUUCAUGAAUUUGUCAAUUGCGGAUUAGUUCAAAACAGUAGGAAUGUUUCCUCCAAGUUUUCCUGAAAACUUCAACGCACAAGAGUGGAAGGGUAUAUUUGUCCAAGCUCUUGAAAAUGUUCAGCACCAAGUGCACCCAACAUUGAUAGCUAAAGAGGAUGCUUUGCAAUACAUAGAAAGCCUGAUCAUCAGCCUGCUUGGAACACUGUGUGCUUCUCAGCCCCACUCAGUGCAGGAUGUCACAGACAGGGUUAACAAGACCUUCCCAGACCCUAUCGACAAGUGGGCAAACAGAGAUGCCAACAUUGCUCUGGAGAAGGGCAAGAAAAAUUCUAACAUUGUUUUGCCAGUGGAGAAAAUUCAUCAGUCGAUUGUGAAGGAUGUCCUGGGGUACAAAAUAGAAUACAAUGUGACAUUGUACAUCGUGGCUGUGCUGGAGUACAUUGCUGCUGAUAUCCUUAAGUUGACUGGAAAUUAUGUGAGAAAUAUCAAGCACACAGAAAUCACAUAUCAGGACAUAAAGGUUGCAAUAUGUGCAGAUCAGGUGUUGAUGGACAUGUUUUCUCCAGAGGAAGAUGUGUCACUGCCCCUCGUGGAGGAGCCCAUUGGCUUACGGACAGAGGCCCAGUCAUAUGAGGACAUUGUCAAGGAUUUUAUCUUUGAGGAAACGCAGUACAUGAGGGAUCUCAGCCAAAUCAUUAAAGUCUUCAGAGCUCCGUUUGUCAAGCAUUUCCCAACCAGCAAGGAUCUGGAGAUCAUAUUUAGCAACAUUUUGGACAUUUAUGAGUUCACUGCCAAUCUGCUGAGUUCUGUAGAGGAACAGGUGGAAGUUGCUGCUGAGAGCGAGACGCUGACAGUGGGGAUAUGUUUCCUAGACAUGGCGGAGGAGGAGGAAUUCAGUGUGUAUGAGAAGUAUGUGGAUGACAUGUUGUCUCCUAGAGGGAAAGAAAGACUCUACACUCUGAUGCAGAGAGGUGAUCUCAACAAAACUCUGGAGGAUGAAGGUCAUGGAUUUAAAGAUGCUGUCAAAUAUGUCUUGCCAAAGCUACUACUAGGGCCAAUCUACCAUUGUCUUCAUUAUUUUGAAGUCAUAAAGGGUUUAACACAUGUGAGUCAGAAUGAAGAAGAUCUUGAAUUUUUGGAACAGGCCAAUGGGUUGUUAGCAUCAUUACGAUCAGUCUUGGAAAGCAAGAUCAAAAAUGUCAAUCUACCGAGAACAAAACCUUGGGAAACAUCCCUGAGACUGCAAGGCAGAACUGGUAUACAACAGGUAGUACAAAAAAUGUCAGAGCUGCAGAAAAGCAUUGAUGGAUGGGAGGGCAAGGAUAUCUGGCAAAGCUGUAGUGAAUUUAUUCUUGAUGGGGUUCUUAUGAAACAUACAAAAAGUAAACCAACAGAGAGACACGUGUUUCUGUUUGAUGGUCUGAUUAUCCUGUGUAAACCAAACAUUAAGCGAUCCUCUGUGACCUACCCAACGGGAGACUUCAAAUUGAAGGAGAAAUUCCACAUCCGGAAGGUGGAGAUCAGAGAUAAAGAUGACACAGAUGAACUAAAGAAUUGGUUUUUGAUAGUACCUCGUGAUCAUCCCAAUAAUAGUGUCUCGUUAACUGCCAAGUCUGCAGAGGAGAAAAGUAACUGGAUGGCUGCUCUGAUAUCUCUGCAGACCAGGAGUAUGCUAGAGAGGAGAUUGGACAGCAUCUUAAAGGAGGAAGAGAGAGACAGGCCUCUUAUACUUCCUCCUCCAGAGACUUACAGGUUUGCACAUAAGGACACUACAGAUAACAUAGUGAUGGAGGAGACUGGAUCCUCCCCCACAGAGAUCCCCCUCAUUAAGGGGGGCACACUUCUGAAGCUGAUAGAGAGGCUGACCUACCACAUGUACGCAGACCCGAAGUUUGUGAAGACUUUCCUCACCACAUUUAGGUCCUUCUGUACGCCUCUACAGCUUCUGGAUCUGCUUAUUGAGAGGUUCAAUAUUCCAGAUCCUCCAGAAAACCUGAAGAUCGACAUCAAUCAGGAUGUUGAUACUAAUCAGCGAAUCAAAGAUGAUCUCAAGAAAUUCCGCAAGGAAUAUAUUAAACCUGUGCAAUUUAGGGUUGUAAAUGUCUUACGUCACUGGGUGGACCACCACUACUAUGACUUCGAGAGAGACCAAACUCUGUUGUUCAAACUGAAUACGUUUCUCAAAAAUGUUAAGGGCAAAGCAAUGAAGAAAAUGGCAGAGUCUAUUCUCAAGGUUAUCCGAAGACGGUUUGAAAGCGUCAGUACAGAGAGAGAUAUUAUUCAUGCCAAACCAGCCCCAACUACAGAAUGGCACCUCACAAAGGAUAAAGAACAGUUUGAUCUGUUAACGCUUCACCCGAUUGAGAUAGCCAGACAGGUGACACUGCUAGAGUUUGACUUGUACCGAGCUGUUCAGCCGUCAGAACUUGUGGGUUGUACAUGGACGAAGGAAAACAAGAGUACUUCUUCACCCAAUCUUCUCAAAAUGAUCAGUUUUACUAAUAAUUUUAUAUGCUGGCUUGAGAAGUGUAUUAUAGAGACUGAAAAUUUUGAGGAAAGAGUAGCGGUUGUAAAUAGAACUAUGGAAAUUAUGUUAGUGUUUCAGGAACUGAACAAUUUUAAUGGUGUUUUAGAAAUCGUUAGUGCAAUAAAUUCUGCGUCUGUUUUCAGACUGGAACAUACAUUAGAUAAAGUAAGUUACAGGAAGCAGUUUGAAGAUGCCAAAGAGCUUAAUGCAGACCAUUUUAAGAAAUACAUUGAAAAACUGCGAUCUAUAAAUCCCCCAUGUGUUCCAUUUCUUGGUAUGUAUUUAACAAACAUUUUAUUAACGGAAGAGGGCAAUCCAGAUUUUCUGCAAAACAGACCAGACAUUAUAAAUUUUAGCAAGCGACGGAAAGUAGCUGAAAUAACUGGAGAGAUUCAGCAAUAUCAGAACCAGCCGUACUGUCUGACCGUAGAGCAGGAAAUGAGGGAGUUCUUUCAGAACCUGAAUCCACUGGGAAACAUGACGGAGAAAGAGUUCAAUGAUCACUUGUAUGAGAGCUCACUGAAAAUUGAACCCCGAGGGACACUUCGACUCCAAAAGUUCCCCAAAAGGUUUGAUUAUCCCUUGAAGUCUCCGGGUAUUAAGCCAAAUGCCAUGAGGACCUCCACUAGGGGUCACUUCUUCCCUCUGCUGCCCUCAGGUGGCACAGGCUACAGAAUCCUCAACGACACAGAGGAAGUAGAGCCCCAGUCCCCUCUACAAACUUCCCCUCCCUGCUCCCCAACAGAUGUGUUUGAGCCUGCCUCUCCCACAAAGCCAGGUAAUUCAGAACACAAGUCAAAUGAAGCUAGUCAUUUAUCUGCGAUACCACCUCUUCAGCCUCCUCCAAAGACGCACGGGGAUCGCAAAAACUUUCAGUCUCCCCCACCUCUUCCUCCUCGUAUGAAACCAGGAAGGGAAACAGAUCCUCCCAUUCCACCUCGGAAUAUCCCCCCUCCUGUGCCUCCACGGCAUGACUUUCAAACAACCCAGCAUUUUCGACCACCAAGUGCUACACUACCACGACCAAGUCAUAGGAGUCCUAGCCAGUCGGAAUUCCAUCAUGUUAAUGGGAAUAGAGACACUGAUGAGGGUAUCCCAAAGCUACCCCCUAAAACCUACAGGCUGACUCAUCACACGAGGCAGAAAAGUAGCUAGGGCAGUAACUGUGUUCCACUUCUCAGCAAUAUUUUCUUCAUGUUCACCAAAGAAUGAUUUCAUGUGAAAUCAUUCCAGAUUUAAAAAUUCAGUGUGCAUGGUUGUGCCUUUGUCACUUUCGAAAGAGAAUGGAAAAAAAUGUAAUACUUAAUCAAAAGGUAUUGGGCUGUACUAAAAAGUACUUACAAAGCCUUUAUUCAGAGUUUCUUUAUUGCAGAAAUGCAAACGGUGGACUUUGUUCCAACAGAGCGCAUUUCUUUGCACAGAAUUCAACAAAUGUGAAAUUCAUGGCCCAUUCACUUAUCAGAUUCUGGAAAUUUUGGUGCAGAUUCAUUAUUAAGAUUGAAAUCCUUCAUUUUUGUGACAAUUCAAAACAUGGAUGUUACCAUUAAGCUUUCCUUCCAAAGGAAAUUCACUUGCUCACAGGACCUGUCAUAGUAGUGCUCAACAUGGAAAUAGCAUUUGGAGAUUCUGGACAAAGAAAUUUUACUUUCUGUUGUGAGUAGUGAAAAGGUAUUUUAUAUGAUUUGAAAAUUGUCAAGAACAUGCUGUUUGAGUGAGUGUAUGAAAAGCAUCUAUGGAGCAGUAAGCUGAUAUUAUCCUAGUUCUUUAAGUGCCAAUAAGAUGUUGAUGCCUAUCAUGUUAUGAAAUGGGAGGUGCUGAAUAUGAUAAAUAUUCACAAGUUACGAGAGGUGUGGCUAUAGCAUGUCAUUCAUGUGAUACAGAUUGUUUUCUAGUGCUAAUGUGCUGAGCAGAUUACUGUAGUACUAUAUCGAUGUUGAACAUUGUUGAAUUUUGCAAUGAAUUUGCCAAAGAAAAAAAAAUAAUUCUGUUGUUUUCAUUGUUGCUUGAUAAGGAACAUUUUGAAGGAGUCAUUCAGAUUAAAUAUACAGUGAUGUCAGCAUAUAAUCCAUAAUGAAUUUGUUUUAUUCAUGUUGAAUGUGAUUGACAAUUGAAAGUGAUUGACAAUUGACUUUUCCUGUGGGAGGAGUUAUACUGAUUAGGGGAGGCAAGUCUUGGCCAUAGAUCACAACGCUGGAAUAUCUUAAGUGGAAAUUUCUUAUGUGCAUUUUUUUUGUGUGUGCUAUAAUUUGAAUUUUUUUUUUAUUGUGAACAACUCUUAUUUGUUUUUGCUUUUUGGUAGGUUGGGGUUUUUUUGGGGGGGGGGGGGGGGGGUGAUAUUUAUUUAAAUUUAGUUUGCUGUUUUAUUUCGUCUACAAAGCAUGUUGCAGACACACAAGGAUAUGACUUUUUAAGAUGUUAUGUUGGCCAAGUCGCACUUUUACAUUGCACCACCUGUAGAGGACACCAGUAUAUUAGUUUAUUUCAUCAUUAAAGUUAAACAGCUGAAUGUUGUGGAGAGAGUUAAAUGUUGGAUAAGAAGGCUGUGUGUGAUGUAUGUUUCUGUAUUUUGGUUGAAAUCUGAUUUAUUUUAAUCAAGGAAAGACACAAAAUUAGAAUUUUUCGUGUGAGUAUAAAAUGUCUGAAAACAUUGUUUGUCAUGACGGUCCAGAGUGCCUGUCAAAUGGUACAACUUGCUGCAAAGACUUCAAAUAGCUGUUUACAUGUAGAUGAUUGCAGUGAUAUUUCAUUGUUGUUAUUUUGCUUGAAAUACUAGUUAUAAUACUUGCUGUAGCAUACAAAACAUUUGUAAUGUGGUAAGUGUUCAAAUUGUAAUUCUGAUUAUGUUCACACAUGUAGACAAGUGUACAGAUAAGAGAUAUGGCAAAGAGCCAUACAAAGAGUAUGUUUGAUCUGACAUUUUUUACAAUGUUCGUGGUGCUGGUGCAGAAAGUUACAGAUAUCACAAGCAGUGAAAACACAUGUAAUGUGAAAAAAUGGGUUUAUACUGGGGAAAAAUAUGUUAGUAUUGUGAUUUAUGGCAAAGAAAUGGCCAAUCCUGAAUCAGUAUUAAAUAUGUUCUCUCAUUAUUGGAAAUAAAACACUUAAAAUACGCUUAAAA
Molecule: messenger RNA, 5671 nt
Organism: Ostrea edulis (European flat oyster)
Lineage: Eukaryota; Metazoa; Mollusca; Bivalvia; Ostreida; Ostreidae
Product: son of sevenless homolog 1-like
Exons: 24
Coding region: 67-3708 (1213 amino acids)
Biological process (GO): positive regulation of GTPase activity; Ras protein signal transduction
Cellular component (GO): plasma membrane
Molecular function (GO): protein heterodimerization activity; guanyl-nucleotide exchange factor activity
Source: RefSeq, a predicted model, not a curated record